GCCAGGCCAAAAUAUUGUAGUUUUAGCCAUCCAAGACGGCACACCUGUUUCGCUGUGCUGCAAUGGAACAGUUGACUAAAUGGCGGGGACCAAUUUUGCUAACCAGCAUCUUGUUUCUCGUUUACAUCGUUUGCGAACAAACAUUAACUGCACAUUGGAGCCAGUUUUGUUUCGCAUCUAGUGUGGCUUUCGAUUCGUUAUGGAAAAGGAUCCUCAAACUAUUUGGAGAUAACGACUACUAUUUAUACGUUUGGGGUUGCAUACUCGUCAUUCAAAUUCCGUUUUGGACUAUCGGAGGCAUCUUCAUCUUCAUUGACUACUUCAACUGGCCGAAAUGGCUUCGCAAAUACAAGGUCCAGCCAGGCACCAACGAACCUCUAGAUCUGUACAGACUAGUAGAAACUAUUAAGGUGGUGAUGAUCAACCAGUGGUUCAUUUCGAAUCCACUUUUCUUCAUUAGUUAUUAUGUCAAGAAAUUAACCAACACAAUGCCAGACAUGUACGAUUUGCCGUCUGCCCAGCGCAUCUUGAUUGAAUUUCUCAUUAUAAUGGUUAUCGACGAAAUCGCGCUCUAUUACUUGCACAGAGUUAUGCAUCAUCCGAAAUUGUACGCGAGAGUUCACAAGAAACAUCACGAAUGGCCAGCACCUAUCGCCAUAGUCUUUGCCUACAGCACCAAGACGGAAUAUUUUCUCAAUACGAUUCCAGUCGCAUUGGGACCUAUGUUGAUUAAUCCUCACCUAGUUACCUUAUGGAUAUGGUACGUGUUCGUCCACGUGAGGGGACUGUACAAUCACACUGGCUACCAAUUGCCGUGGUUUCCAUCUGCACAUCAUCACGAUUAUCAUCACAUGGCGAGCAAUGCGUGUUACGGUCGAACGCUAGCUAUUGAUUGGCUUAUCGGGACGGACAAGGGUUUCCGCGCUUACGUGGCCCGCAAGAAAGCCAUUUUGGAAAAGGGUAGAGAGAAAACUGUUAGCAAAACGGAUUGAAAGUUUCGAAUGAAACACAAAGUCGUGAGUGAAACAACAGAGCUAAAUUGCCAGUAUUUAUUCAAACAUGUUGUCAAAUUGAACAAAGCCAAAAUCUGAAUCAUGAAAAAUUACAAGACGAAGACCAUUCA
Molecule: messenger RNA, 1123 nt
Organism: Daphnia carinata
Lineage: Eukaryota; Metazoa; Arthropoda; Branchiopoda; Diplostraca; Daphniidae
Product: fatty acid hydroxylase domain-containing protein 2-like
Exons: 6
Coding region: 63-992 (309 amino acids)
Biological process (GO): sterol biosynthetic process
Molecular function (GO): iron ion binding; C-4 methylsterol oxidase activity
Source: RefSeq, a predicted model, not a curated record